AACUAAAUCUCGGCGCGACUCCGGACACACUCGAGCCUGAACAGAGGAGCUUCUGGCUGGACUUAAUCUCUCCUAACAGGACUCUCGGCUCCGUUCUUCACCCAGGCUUAUCGUAGCAGACGCGCUGAAGCCCGAGGCGCCUCGGCUGUGCCGCUUCGAAGCUUCACCUCCCCCCCGCGCUCAAACACUGCUCGGAAGACGAAGACACAGACGUCAGGAGCCGCCACCAUGGCCCCAGGAUUCAGUGCGUCACUGUGGUGAAAUAGGCAGAAGACAUGUUGGCACGGAGGGACGGGCACCACACUGAGAUUAGCCGUAGCAACCAUGGAGAUGGUGUGGAGGAGCUUGGCCUGCGUCGGGGUCAUGGCUGUGUUAACCUCGGGACUAGGAGCCAGCACUUUCGCUCAGGAGAGCCAAGCUGAGUUCCUGUCAGCUCUGGCCCACUAUGAGAUCGUCGCCCCUGUCCGGGUCGGCCCUCGGGGCGAGGCGCUGCCCGGCGCCCCGGUCAGGCACGGACGGCAGCGGCGGAGCACCGGUUCGAGACGGGAGGAGCCCGAGCGGCAGCUGUAUUACCAGGUGUCCACGUCGGGCGGCAGCCUCUUCCUGAACCUCACGCUGCAGAGCGGCCUGCUGUCCCGCCAGUUCCGGGUGGAGUACUGGAGGAAGGGCGGAGUGGCGUGCAGUCACCCGUACUCGCCCAGCUGCCAUUACACGGGUCACGUGCAGCACCAACCACAGUCCAGCGCGGUGGCUCUCAGUAUCUGUAACGGUCUGCAGGGCGUGAUCGUAGCUGGUGGAGAGGAGUACCUCAUCGAGCCUCUGGUCUCCGCUGAGAACCAAACUAGCCGAGAGGGCGAGGUGGAGCGCCCCCAUGUGGUGUACAAGCGAUCCUCUCUGCGACAUCUGUACAUGGAUCAGUCCUGCGGCGUCAUCGACGAGAAACCCAUCAAGAGCUCUGAUUGGUGGCAGAGAACCAUCAAACCGCCCUAUCAGAUGGGCCGCGGACAGCUUCCCCUGAAGCGCUCGGCCGGCCGCGAGCACUACGUGGAGACGCUGGUGGUGGCCGAUAAGAUGAUGGUGGGGUACCACGGGCGGCGGGACGUCGAGCAGUACAUCCUGGCCGUCAUGAAUAUUGUUGCCAAACUGUUCCAGGACUCUAGCCUGGGGAACACGGUCAACAUCGUGGUGACUCGACUCAUCCUGCUGAUGGAGGAUCAGCCGAUGCUGGAAAUCAACCACCACGCUGGAAAAUCUCUGGACAGUUUCUGUAGGUGGCAGAGAUCCAUCCAGCAGCGCCACGGUCACGGGAACGCCAUCCCCGAAAACGGCAUCGCCUACCACGACACGGCUGUUCUCAUCACCAGAUACGAUAUUUGCAUCUACAAGAACAAGCCGUGUGGGACGCUGGGUUUAGCUCCGGUCGGUGGAAUGUGUGAGCCGGAGAGAAGCUGCAGUAUCAAUGAGGACAUCGGUUUGGCCACGGCGUUCACCAUCGCUCAUGAGAUCGGACACACGUUUGGUAUGAAUCAUGACGGCGUGGGGAACGCGUGUGGAACCCGGAGUCAGGAGACAGCUAAGCUGAUGGCCGCCCACAUCACCAUGAAGACGAACCCGUUCAUCUGGUCGGCCUGCAGCCGCGAUUAUAUCACCGGCUUCCUCAAUUCUGGUUUGGGUUCGUGUGUGAGCAACGUUCCUCUGAAGCAGGAGUUCGUGUACCCCACCACCGCGCCCGGCCAGGUGUACGACGCCGACGAGCAGUGCCGCUUCCAGUAUGGGGUGAAAUCACGGCAGUGUAAAUACGGGGAGGUUUGCAGUGAGCUGUGGUGUAUGAGUAAGAGUAACCGCUGCAUCACCAGCAGCAUCCCGGCGGCUGAAGGAACCAUCUGUCAGACCAGCACCAUAGAAAAAGGAUGGUGCUACAAGCGCCUGUGCGUUCCGUACGGGACUCGACCUGAAGGUGUGGACGGUCAGUGGGGGGCGUGGUCCCCGUGGGAGGAGUGCAGUCGUACCUGUGGGGGCGGAGUCUCCUCCUCCGUGCGCCACUGUGACAGUCCCAGGCCUACGAUUGGAGGACGUUUCUGCUGGGGAGAAAGGAAGCGGUUCAAGUCCUGUAACAUUGAGGAGUGCCCCCCUGGUUCUCAGGAUUUUCGGGAGAUCCAGUGCUCAGAUUUUAACAGCGUUCCGUUCCGGGGGAAGUUCUACACCUGGAAGCCGUACAGAGGAGGAGGAGUGAAGUCGUGCUCCCUAAACUGUUUGGCGGAGGGUUAUAACUUCUACACUGAGCGUGCUCCGGCGGUGGUGGACGGGACGCCCUGUAGAGACGAUUCACCCGACGUGUGUGUUAACGGAGAGUGUAAGCACGUGGGCUGUGAUAAAAUCCUGGGCUCGGACGUGCGCGAGGAUCGUUGCCGUGUCUGCGGGGGCGACGGGAGCGGCUGCGAGGCCAUCGAGGGAAUCUUCAACGAUUCGCUGCCUGAAGGAGGUUAUGAGGAGGUGAUCCGGAUUCCUAAAGGUUCUGUGUUCAUACACGUUCAAGAACUAAACGUCUCUUCUAAUUAUUUAGUUCUGAAGAGUAAAUCUGAGCAGUACUUCAUCAACGGCAAACUGACCAUAGACACGCCCCGCCGCUUCGACAUCGCUGGCACCGUGUUCUACUACCGCCGACCUGCUGAUCAGCCCGAGACCAUCGAGGCCCUGGGGCCCACCAACAUCACCCUCAUCGUCAUGGUCCUGGUAAGGGAGGAAAACCCUGGCAUCCAUUACCGCUUCAACCCCCCCGUGAGCAGAGACACUCAAAGCAUCUUCACCUGGCACUACACGUCCUGGAGCCGCUGCUCUGUUACCUGCGCCGGAGGGAUUCAGAUCCAGCAGGUGGUGUGUAAGAAGCAGGCCGAUCACUCGGUGGUUUACAACCACUUCUGUGACAAGAAGAACAAACCCAAAGAGAAGAAGCGGGCGUGUAACACGUCACCCUGCCCUCCGACCUGGUGGGUGAGCGAGUGGUCCGAAUGCAGUCGCAGCUGUAGCGGAGGCGUCCGGACCAGGGAGGUGCUGUGCAAGAGGAAGAUCAGCUCCACAGAGGCCAAGGUCCUGGACGAUUCAGCAUGUUCUCCCUCUCGGCCGCCCGUCACGGAACCCUGCAACAACCGCACCUGCCCACCGGAGUGGCACGCGCUCGACUGGUCCGAGUGCACGCCGAACUGCGGUCCCGGUUACAGACAGAGGCCGAUCCUGUGCAGGAGCGGGGAGAGCGGCGACACCCUGGACGAGUCUGAAUGUACCGAACAGAACCGCCCCACCACCAGGAUGCGCUGUAACCUCCAGCGCUGUCCUCCUCCACAGUGGAUCACCGGCUCAUGGAGUGAGUGCUCGGCUAAGUGUGGCGUGGGGCAGCAGAAGCGCUCGGUGCAUUGUGUAUCACACACCGGUCAACCGUCCAACGAGUGUCCAGAACUGCAUCGACCUGCUUUCAUACAGCAGUGCAGGAACAAGUGUGAACUCACCGAGCCCACCGAUAAUCCAGAGGAGUGUAAAGAUGUGAACACAGUGGCGUACUGCCCCCUGGUGGUCAGGUUUAAAUUCUGCAGCCGCCCAUACUUCAGACAGAUGUGCUGCAAGACCUGCCAACAAGGACACUGACCUCCUGGCCUCCUCCUCCUCCUCUCUCUAGUCCCUCUCUAAGCUCUCUCCUGGCUUGGACUGAGCCGGUUUGGCCCCUGAUCUACAUUCCUGCUUACAGAGGGGAAAGAGACUGUGCUGCUGUCUUCCACAAACCAGCUGCUCCGGCACGGUCGCUGUGAACGUCAGAGGGAUAGUCAUGAUUCUUUUAGUGCUCGUUAGCAUGGUGCUAGUUUUUGUUUCUGGAAUAUUCUUCAGUUUCUCUGCACAGGUUCAUGUUUUUAAUUAAUUAUUAUAUAACGGUGCACAAUCACAGGCUUCCUGCACUGGACGUUUCUUCAUUUUCUCUGCUCUGAUUGGACUCAUGGACAGAACGUUAACCAGAGUGAACAUCACAUGUAGCGCAACAAUUAGCACCGAUAGACGCCAGCAGUAGUUCAACGAAAAGAAAUCUAACCGAUUUUUUUUUUACCUCAUAUGUAGUUGAUAAACAAAGCUGUGUGUGUUAUUUGAUCUCUGACAUUCUUUCAUUUAUUUUGUGCCAAAGCUCAAGGCAAAGUAGCAUAGCAUAACAUAAAUAAUUACAGCCUGUGUUUUAAGGUGUUAUUCGAACACCCUGACCCUCUCCCAACGUACGUACACACGUUUCAAACUGGUCGUUUUACGCUGAUGCCUCCCUGAUGAACCCUUCUAUCUCUUUUAAGGCUUGGGACCUGCACUGAGAGUGCACCUCUCAAUGGCUAGGCUGUUUUGGUGACCCUCUCCUUUCUCGGACAUUAGCCAAUCAUGUCCAUGCAGACGCCCAACCGGCUGAUAGCACCUUUGAGAUUCAAACCCCAGAUCUUAGCAGUGGAUCUUACUGCUGUGCCACCCGAGCACCAAGACAGAUGAAACUAAUAAUAAGCAAGCUGUCAUUUUAAUGAUUUGGUUCCUUAGGAGAAGUGAGAUGGGGGUCGCGGUGGGGUGCUGAAGCCUUUCAAUGGGCGCACAGUAACACCCUGGAUAGGGCGCCAGUCCAUCGCAGGUAGACACACAUACACACACACACAUUCACCUAUAGGGCAAUUCAGUGUCUCCAGUUAAGCUGACUGCAUGUUUUUGGACUGUGGGAGAAAACCGGAGCUCCCGGAGGAAACCUACGCAGACACGGGGAGAACAUGCAAACUCCACACAGAAAGGACUGUGAGGCGACAGUGCUAGCCACCGUUCCGCCCAAAGUGAGAUUAACACACCUGAUUUAGAGAAACUUACAACUUAGCUACGAUAGAAUCCAAGCAGCUGAGGGUUCGGAGUCUUCCUCAGUCAGCCAACAGUGACCGCUUUAGUGUUGGUGGUGCUGAAACUUCGAACCUUCCAACUAAUCGCUUAGUAUCUUAACAGCUAAUGUAGCGGAGGGGGAUUAUACCCUCCAGAGGAAACACUGGUUGAGGCGGCAAUCAAUGGAAUGUCGUAUUCCGAUAAGAGAACACAAGGCAGAGAGAAGUUAAACUGUUCCUUUAUUACAGUGUUCAAUAGAUAAUAAUCAUACCAAAAUAUAUCAGGACAUAAACAAUACACGCUCUCUUCAUAUAAACAAGAUUAGCCAUAAGAAGCACGCAUUAGAGUUCGUUAUAUCAGCGAUAUUCACAUAUCACAGUCUAUAGACGUUAAGAGAGUGUUGCACAGCACUUUUACUCACUUUAAGUCAAACACGCACAGCAAACAUCCGUGUUAAUAGCAAACUUUCCGGAGAACUAUCAUAGCAUGUUUGGUUUCUUUUCGUGCUUUACAUAUGGUGAAGCCAAGUGACGUCACGGUUGUGUGUGUUCAGGUGAAACCAAUGAACUUUCGUACAUAGCUGCCCCCAAAUGUCGUCCCUGACAUUUGAACGUGGGAGAAAGUCCAGAAGUUGAGGGAGUGGAAUCAACCGGGCCACUGGUCUAAGAUACACCUGACCCUUGCCCUGUACAAUUGCAGUUCUGAUCCGCCCGUCAAAGCCAGGAAACGUCUUAAUUGCCCUCCCCACAUGCCAGGGUGCUCGGGGAAAUCUGGGAUCGACAAUCUGGGAUGGCACGGUGGCUCGGUGGGUAGCACUGUCGCCUCACAGCAAGAAGGUCCUGGGUUCGAUCCCCAGGUGGGGCGGUCCUGGUCCUUUCUGUGUAGAUUUUGCAUGUUCUCCCCGUGUCUGCAUGCUCCGGUUUCCUCCCACAGUCCAAAGACGUGCAAGUGAGGUGAAUUGGAGACACUGAAUUGUCCGUGACUGUGUUUGAUAUUAAACUUGUGAACUGAUGAAUCUUGUGUAAUGAGUAACUAUCGUUCCUGUCAUGAAUGGAACCAAAGUGUAAAACAUGACAAUGACAUGAGCAAAACAACCACAGUUCUCAGAAAACGUUGCACAUGAUGGCAUUUAAUCACUUCCAUCCACUAUAAACCAGUUUAAAUAAGCAUUGGAAUCGUUGUUUACAUGUAGUACUUUAUAUUAAACCUGUUUUUUAUUUUUUAUUUACUGUUGCCGGAUUAGUUAACUUGUUUCCCAGCUAGCUAUUACGGAACCCAGUGUUGAAGACAUAUUUCUGAAAUCAAAUCUAUUGUUGUUGUUUUUGUUUUAAUGUUGAAACAACAAGAAGUACAACAACAUUUUAAUAACAGAUCUGAAAUUAGACAGUUUUAUCGUUCUGCAUUCGAUAAUAUGAUUAUAUGAUAAUAUGAUUCUGCUACUUGUGGUAAAUGUGACAUGUCAGAUUACAAACAUUAUUACCAAAAAUAUAUUAUUCUACACUAGAAGUGUUAUUUUUUCAAGAGAAUCUUAAUAUUUAGUUCUGUUAUUAUACAUGUUCAAUACAAUGACAGAUUUUUAUCUCUGUAUCUGGUGCUGCAGUUUGAUGUGAUGUGACCUGUAUUUUAUAGUUGAAUAAGUUAGCAUGAAUCUAAAACAUCUAUUUGUUCUAUUUUUAAACAGUUGAAUAUGUUUAAGAAGCUAAGCUGGUCGUUUUGUGGUGCUUUAACUGGUGCUAUUUCUGUAUUUUUGUAUUUUUAAUCCUCUCUUCUAAUCCUGAAGUUAUUAUUUUGGUUUUGUGUUUGUUAAGGUUAGCCUCGCGGCUAACACAUUACAGGAACAAAAGUUUGUGUUAUUUUUUACAUGUUUUGUGUAUAAAUAAACGGUGUAUUAUCGUGUUUUAGCAGAUCUGUAACGUAAAAAAAUAUGUAAUUCAUUUUUGUUAACGUUAUUAUUGUAAAGUGUCGGUUUCAUCUGCACUGGUCAGAUUAGGGAAGGUCGGACCAGUUUCAGUGUAACAAACGUUGUGUUGUUGUGUUUUAAUGCUGUUAUGGUAGUUUUAUUUUGUUAGCUGUUUUAUGUACCUGAUGGAGUGUAAGUCCCUAAAUUUUAUUUAGACCAACUAAAACAAUAAUGCGAUAAUAAACUGUUGUGCUUUGUGAUUUAAAA
Trichomycterus rosablanca is the source of this 7042-nucleotide messenger RNA. RefSeq names its product ADAM metallopeptidase with thrombospondin type 1 motif, 10 (gene adamts10). Gene Ontology annotation, molecular function: metalloendopeptidase activity. Gene Ontology annotation, cellular component: extracellular matrix. Gene Ontology annotation, biological process: proteolysis; extracellular matrix organization. The record is from RefSeq and is a predicted model, not a curated record. The transcript is spliced from 25 exons. Lineage: Eukaryota; Metazoa; Chordata; Actinopteri; Siluriformes; Trichomycteridae. Bases 325 to 3639 code for a protein of 1104 amino acids.